Gamsiella multidivaricata is the source of this 761-nucleotide messenger RNA. RefSeq lists its product as uncharacterized. Bases 118 to 675 code for a protein of 185 amino acids. The record is from RefSeq and is a predicted model, not a curated record. Lineage: Eukaryota; Fungi; Mortierellomycota; Mortierellomycetes; Mortierellales; Mortierellaceae. The transcript is spliced from 2 exons.
UGCUGAUACAGACUGACUCUUUGAAGCCUAACGCUCUUCACUUUUCAUUCUCUUUGUAUUGGGCACCUUUCUAAUUGCUUCUCGUUGGCAUUUCUUUUUCUGCAAUGACAUUUCAGGAUGAGCUCGUCCACUUGGCUUGGGAAGACGAUGAUUCCCUCGCCGAUGAGGACUUUUGCAGCCAACGUGGCCAUUCGGGGUACUAUUGAGGAUAUUAUAUGCCCGGCAUCCAUGAUGGCUCCCCCGGCCACCCAGGACCCUCAAGCGUCGACCGCGACCGAGCACUCCAUCGAGAGAGCCACAACUGCAAGUCAAGACUCAGUUAUCGAGGGCACGUCUUCCGAGUACGAGUCCCAGACGAGUCGCACGAGCUCGGACUCUUCUAGCUGUACGACUUCUCGCUCCGCCCGCUCAGGCCACUCCGGUCCAUUUAGCUCCAGUCGCUCGUAUCGAAGUGACACCCCUCACCCCGCCGCCCUGCCAGGUCCUGUCGCCCCGUCUCGCUCCUCCCGUGCUAUUCGACCCACUUCGCUGUCGGCUCAGGAUACCGUCGUACGACCCAAGCCGAAUGGCUUCAAGGUAGCUGUAUCCCCGAAUGAGCACAAGAAGCUCAAGAUCAAGGUCGAAGCCUCUGACAAAACAGAGAGCAUCAAGAUGUCAUUCCAUUUCAAUUCAUAACAUCUGGGGUUAUCAUGAGGAGGUCAAUAAAUGACUUGAUAGAAUGGAACGAGUUGAAAUGAAGUGAAAUGGGCAGCGCUCUGGCG